Messenger RNA from Fukomys damarensis (Damara mole-rat), 5053 nucleotides. It is a transcript of the gene Plekhm1, whose product is annotated as pleckstrin homology and RUN domain containing M1. Bases 61 to 3240 code for a protein of 1059 amino acids. The transcript has 11 exons. NCBI's taxonomy places the organism in Eukaryota, Metazoa, Chordata, Mammalia, Rodentia, Bathyergidae. The record is from RefSeq and is a predicted model, not a curated record.
GGCCUCCAUCUUCCCCUACAGGUGUCAUGUGAGUCUCGGAGGAGCUGCUCCUGAGUGGAAAUGCUCUCAGUGGUCGAAAAUGGACUGGACCCCCGGGCCACCAUCCCGGUCAUCAAGAAGAAGCUGGUGGGGUCUGUGAAGGCGCUGCAGAAGCAGUACGUGUCCCUGGACACGGUGGUCACGAGUGAGGAUGGAGAUGCCAACACCAUGUGCAGUGCCCUGGAGGCUGUGUUUAUCCACGGCCUGCAGGCCAAGCAUGUCCAUGCAGAGACUGGAGGAAAAUGGAAGAAAAGUGCGCAUCAGAAGCCUCUACCUCAGCCUGUCUUUUGGCCCCUCCUGAAAGCUGUCACCCACAAACACGUCAUCUCGGACCUAGAGCACCUGGCCUUUGUCAACACGGACGUGGGCCGCUGCCGGGCCUGGCUGCGGCUGGCCCUCAAUGACGGCCUGAUGGAGUGCUACCUGAAGCUGCUCCUCCAGGAGCGGGCGAGGCUGUGCGAGUACUACCAGCCCACUGCACUGCUGCGUGACGCCGAGGAGGGCGAGUUCCUCCUGAGCUUCCUGCAGGGACUCACGUCCUUGUCCUUCGAGCUCUCUUACAAGUCCGCUGUCCUGAACGAGUGGACACUCACCCCACUGGCCCUCUCCGGGCUUUGUCCACUCUCAGAGCUCGACCCCCUCCCUCCCUCUAGUGCAGAACUCCAGCGUAAGGAGUCUCUGGACUCCAUUUCCCACUCCUCCGGCUCAGAGGAUAUCGAAGUCCAGCACUCAGGCCAUAAGAUCCGGCGAAACAGGAAGCUCACAGCCUCCUCACUCAGCCUGGACACAGCCAGUUCCUCACAGUUGUCCUGCAGCCUGAACUCCGAUAGCUGCCUGCUCCAGGAGAGUGGCUUCAAGAGUCCAGACCACUCCGAGGAGCCCAUGUCCUAUGACUCGGAUCUGGGAGCAGCAAAUGCUGGUGACUCUGACCAGUCCCUGCAAGAGGUGUUGUCGGAAUUCAGCAAAGCCCAGGUAAACUCUGUGCCAACCCGUGGACCAAGCCAAGAGUCAGAGAUGCCUACGUUCCGGGCCCCACUGUCCCUCUACAGCCUGGCCACCAGCACACACCUGCUCUCAGACGUACCUGUGGAGCCCCUUCCUGCCCACGUGUCCUCUGGGACCCCAGACACUGACCACAAGCGGGAGUCCCUGCCCCAGGCACCCGGCGCCCCUCGUGCGCAGCAGCCAGUCACUGCCCAAGCCUGCCCUGCAGGGAGCAUUUCUGGUCAGCAGCCUGCUGGGCCUGGAAGAGAGGCGAAAGAAGCCGUCGGCCGAGGGAGCAGCCUGCAGAAGGCCCUGCAGAAUGGCAGAGUGGGGCUGCAGCUUGUGGUUUCCUCCCCCACCAGUCCGAAAAGCAAGAGCUGGAUCUCCGAAGAUGACUUCUAUCGGCCUCCCCAGGAGCCCACUCCCAACAGUGCUACAGUUGCUUCUAGACGACCCCCGGAGCCGAGGGCUGCUCUCCACAGGCACUGCUCUCAAGGACCGAGAAAGAACUGCUCCCUGGGAGCCCUGAACAAGAUGUCUGUGUCUUCCCCAGGACAUAGGAAUGCCAGGGAAGCCCCUGUGCAGGAGCACAAGAACUUCUGUGUGGUACACCGGCGGCAGAUGGGGCUGUCCAACCCGUUCCGGGGCCUCCUAAAGCUGGGCACAGUGUCACGGCGGGGAGCCAUGGGCAUCUGGAAGGAGCUCUUCUGCGAGCUGUCCCCAAUGGAGCUCCGACUCUACCUGAGCGCUGAGGAGCGCACCUGUGUGGAGAGCUGCUCCCUCCUGCGCUGUGAGGCAGUCGGGCCAGCCCACAGCGAUGGCCGCUUCGAGCUGGUCUUCUCCAGCAAGAAGUUGGCCCUGCGGGCCUCCUCCCAAGAUGAGGCUGAGGACUGGCUGGAUCGGGUGCGGGAGGCUCUGCAGAAGGUCCGGCCGCAGCAGGAAGACGAGUGGGUGAGCAUCCAGGAUCCAGAUCGGCCCGAAGGCCCGGCUGAGGCUCCCCCUGGUGGCCAGCCCUCCGGCUCAGCCCCGCUCCCAGAGUCAGCCGUCCCCCAGAACUGGCAGUGUGCCUGGAUGUCGGCCCAGGUUCCGGAGCCAGAUGCCAUCAAAGAGUCUCUUCUGUACCUGUAUGCAGACAGGACCUGGAUGCCCUGUAUUUUUUCCCUGUCCUUGGAUUCUCUGAAGUGCUUCCGCGUGAGGAAUAACGAGAAGAUGCUCAGUGACAGCCACGGAGUGCAGACGAUCCGAGACGUCCUGCCGGACACGAGCCUCGGGGGCCCGGCCUUCUUCAAAAUCGUCACAGCCAAGGCCGUCCUGAAGCUGCAGGCCGGGAACGCCGAGGAGGCCACCCUGUGGAGGGACGUGGUUCGCAAGGUCCUGGCGUCGUACUUGGAGAUGGCUGAGGAGGCCGUGACACUUGGAGGGAGUCUGGACGAAAGCUGUCAGGAAGUGCUGAAGUUUGCCACCCGGGAGAACGGCUUCCUCCUGCAGUACCUGGUGGCCAUCCCCACCGAGAAAGGCCUGGACUCCCAGGGCUGCUUCUGUGCAGGCUGCUCCCGGCAGAUUGGCUUCUCCUUUGUACAGCCCAAGCUCUGUGCCUUCUCUGGCCUCUAUUACUGUGACAUCUGCCACCAGGACGACGCCUCAGUGAUUCCAGCCAGGAUCAUCCACAACUGGGACCUCACCAAGCGUCCGGUCUGCCGGCAGGCCCUGAGGUUCCUGGUGCAGAUCCAGGCACAGCCCCUCAUCAACCUUCAGCUGGUGAACCCCUCGCUGUACGAGCACGUGGAUCGGAUGCGCCUCAUCAGCCAGAGCCGGGAGCAGCUGAAGCUCCUGGGGGAUUACCUGGGCCUGUGUCGCAGCGGAGCCCUCCAGGAGCUGAGCAAGAGGCUUGGCCACAGGCAUUAUCUCCUGGAGUCUCCCCACAAGUUCAGUGUCGCUGACCUGCAACAGAUUGCAGAGGGGGAGUAUGAAGGGUUCCUCAAGGCCCUGAUCGAGUCCGCCUCCCAGCACAUCUACCACUGUGACCUGUGCACCCAGCGGGGCUUUAUCUGCCAGAUUUGUCACCACCACGACAUCAUCUUCCCCUUCGAGUUCGACACCACAGUCAGGUGUGCCCAGUGCAAGACAGUCUUCCACCAGAGCUGCCAGGCUGUGGUAAAGGACUGCCCCCGCUGUGCCCGCCGGCGCAAGUACCAGGAGCAAAACAGUCUCUCCUAAACCUGGCUGGCAGCCUGGUGUGCCAUCAGCCAGGCUCCUGUCUCACCAGCGUCACCGCAUCUCCCUCGUCGGGAAGACCCCCGUGGAGCCAGGGCAGUGGUGCCCUUGGCCCCGCGCCAUCCUCCCUUCUAAUGCCCCAGCCAGGGCCGGAGAGGCCUGCACCAGGCCCGGCCCCCUCACGUCACGACCCUGCCAUUAGGGCCAUUCUGACACUGUGGAAACAAGACUCGGGGACAUGUUCAAUUCCACAUUCCCAAUUAAAAGGUCUAGUUUUUUAAGGUGGGUUUUUCUUCCCGUAAUAUUUCAACAGAAAAUAUUUUUUUAUUCUUGAUCCCAAACAAGUGUCCCCAGAAAUCCAGGCCUUGUCACCCAGAGCAGAUGUGCAGUAGGCCCUCAGUCUGGCCUGGGGCAGAGCUGCUGCAGAUGGCGGGUCAGUCAGUCCUGAGGGCCGUCGUCCCACCUCUUGGCUCCCUCCCGCUGCUCCUCACCAAAGCCUCCCUCCUCAGUGUCAGUCCCCUGCUCUUCCUGGGUCUGGGGCGCUGGCCUUGGCAAAAGGAAGGAAAUGACUCAAAACCAGCACUGUCAGCACUUUGCGCUUUCCUGGUUCAAGGAAGGCUGGCAUCACCCGCCCUUAGCUCCGUGUCCUCCGCACGCCCACAGCCAGGGCCACCUCAGGCGGCUCUCAGGGUCAUACCUCCACCUGGCUGACCUUGAGGACAGACAAAGAUGGAUCCCCAAAAGGACAAGCGUGCCCAGACACCACUCGGGGGCAGUGACCUGUUCUGAGCUGCAUGGGGCCAUGCAGAGAAGCAACUCAGCUUUGCCAAGCUGCAGGCUCACCCAGCCUCCAGCAGGGGCACUGCCAGGGCCUGGAAAGUUCCCUGGAGCAUGGGUGUCUUUUGAAAGGGGCGUAGGAGCAGGGAGGGAACCUGAACAGAUCCCAAAGUAAAGUUCAGACCGUGGAGGCUUAGGGGAAAGUAUGGGCAUGAGCUCUGCUUUCCCCUCCUCUCCUGACCAGUAGGCCCCUCUGGCCUCCCGCAUCUGCCUUGUCUUGGAGUCAAAGGCCUCAGGACAUGCGCCUGUCACUGUCAGGAAGUGAGUGUUCAGGUGGAGAUGCGGCCCAGUGAAGGCUUUCACCUACAAUGCCCAAGGCCUAGGUUCCAUCCCAGCACCAAAGGGAGGAAGGAAGGAAGGAAAAGAUGAGCCUUUCCUGCCCUCCCUGGAACGAUAGGGCUGCUGAGUCACCUGCCCAACCCCAAAGAGCUGGAGGAAUUGUGCAACAGAGGAGGCAGGUAGCAGUGGCUGCCACACGGCUCCUCUGUCCCCAGGAUGUGUCCCCGUGAGGAAAGGUGAAAACAUCUAUGCCCAGAACACCAAAGCCUGAGCAGGAAGGGGCCCAUCUCCCCACCAGACACAGCAUUACUGCUCCCACAAAGGCCGCAGGUCCUUGAGUGGGCAAGAGUCACCCGGGGUGGGGCUUGGGCCUGAGAGUACAUCCCAGGUGCCCUGGGAGGCAGCAGGAGCAAGUCCUGGCUGGGGGCCUCCUCCCAUCCCUCCUUUUACUGAAAAGCUGCUCAUGCAGUCCGGUGCACUGACUCUAACCCACACCUCCAGCGGAGAGCUGCUGGGUGCCUCACUGAAGCCCACACUUCUUCAGAUGGGAUUGUAUGCAAUGAACUUGAGAGAGGGGCUCUGCCCUUGAGAAUUGCUUGGCAGUGUAUUAAAGGAACUGCUGCUGUGUGCUUUUGACUGAUUUUGCAGUAAAGACCUGAUCUUUCUCAUCUCUCUAGCUUUGGAAUUCAAUCCCUGCUAC